UAAGGUGCUUGUGUGAAGGAAUACGUUUGUUUUAUAAAAAUAAUGUGAAGGAAAAUAUGGAAAAUUAUGAAGCAAUAUGAUAAAAAGUGAAAUGGUUCAACGGUAAACUAACGUGUGUUAAUACAAUCACAAUGAUAAAGAAAAUUCUGUUAGUCACCUUUACAACCACAUUGUGUUCAUUAAUAAUAGUACGACUAAUACAAAUCGCAUUUGAUACAAACCUGAAAUACAUUUUAGUAUUCAAUGAUCCUCAUAUAUCUCCAAUCAAAGAAAUGAUUGGAGACCGAAGUUUAUUUUUAAAAAAGAAAUGUCCUGUAAGUAAUUGUUACAUUACCAAAAUCAAGUCAGUUGUAAGGAGGAUUUCAGAUUUUGAUGCCAUCAUGUUUCAUGGCCCUAAAUUGGACAAAAAACCUUUAAUUUUACCAAAAGACCGAUCAAAUCAACAAAAAUACAUAUUUCUAAGUGGUGAAUCCGCUGUUAACUAUCCGGUAAGAUGUAGGAACUUGAGAGGAGUCUUCAACUGGACUAUGACGUACAAAUUGAAUUCGGAUAUCUAUUUAGGAUACAUCAUAAUUAGAAACAUAACAGGCUCCAUUAUUGGACCUAAACCAAUAAUGCAUUGGUUGAAAUGGGAGGAUAUGAAGCCCAUAGAUAGUGCAUUCAAGAAGAAUCUUGAGGGCAAGAUAUACGCCGCCGCUUGGUUUGUUUCAAAUAAACACGCGGCCAAUAAGAGACGUGAGAUAGCUUUACAAAUUCAAGACGAAUUAUCCGACUAUAAUAUGACUCUAGACAUAUUUGGUCCCGGUGAAGUAAAUUGUCCCAGAAACAUAAACUUGGUAUGUUUGAGUCUUUUGGAGAGAUAUUACUACUUCUACUUAUCCUUUGAGAACUCUUUGAUUGACGACUAUGUUACUGAGAAGCUUUUGACUCCUUUGCAACAUUAUACCGUGCCUGUUGUCUAUGGCGGAGCGAAUUAUACAAGGUGA
Messenger RNA from Helicoverpa armigera (cotton bollworm), 986 nucleotides. Its product is annotated as alpha-(1,3)-fucosyltransferase C. Gene Ontology annotation, molecular function: fucosyltransferase activity. Lineage: Eukaryota; Metazoa; Arthropoda; Insecta; Lepidoptera; Noctuidae. The transcript has a single exon. Bases 132 to 986 code for a protein of 284 amino acids. The record is from RefSeq and is a predicted model, not a curated record. Gene Ontology annotation, cellular component: membrane.